Messenger RNA from Sordaria macrospora k-hell, 1722 nucleotides. RefSeq lists its product as uncharacterized. Gene Ontology annotation, biological process: nuclear inner membrane organization. Gene Ontology annotation, cellular component: nuclear inner membrane; mitotic spindle pole body; microtubule organizing center attachment site. The record is from RefSeq and is a predicted model, not a curated record. NCBI's taxonomy places the organism in Eukaryota, Fungi, Ascomycota, Sordariomycetes, Sordariales, Sordariaceae.
AUGUGCGCCGAAUGCGAACCACGCGUCCAGAAAAAACUAGGCGAAGCCGCUUACACGGCAAAAACCGAUGUCUUACUCCGGAUGAUAGAGAGAAGUAACAAGCAGCGACAGCAGGUUACAGGAUGGAGUUGGCUGAACGUCUUCGACUGUUUGGGGAGGUGGUUACGGACUGCUAGCUUGGUGCUUCAACUCCUUUGGCAUCUCUCCAUAAUGCUCAUGCUGUUUAAGGCGGCGAUCAUAACACGGCUGGGUGAAACGCCAAAUCCAUGGGCGCUGAGAGCUGUGAAUACUUGUUUUUGGGUUUUCAACGUUCUGCCGUCAACCGAACGGUUGAGUGGUUGGAGUCUCACUAUCGCGAUUUUAAGCGUAUGGUGGAAUCCACGGUAUCCUCAGCUACACCGAGGCUUUACAAAACACAUAACUGGGUUUCGAGCCUGGUACAUGUAUCAGGCCGUUCUGGUCUUCAUGCGAUUUUGGAUCAGGAGGUUGCCCAUCCUAGCUGGUAUUGAACAAGCAGACUUGAACAUGUCGGCAGCUGCGCAUGUUUUCUGGGCCGGCUUUGCUAUUCUUGUUCACCUCCUAGCCCCUCGCGCUAUCCGUAUCGACAUGGCGCCCCUGUUUGGAAACACGUCUAAACCAUCCGCACCACAAGGCAGACCUGUAACACAACCAUCCACAUAUAGGCCGACAACGGCAAAUACGGCAACAGCAGCGACAGGUCCGAGACGAUCAGAAAGACUAAUGAAGCCCUCGGCGCAGUUACUUGCUGCGCGACCUACAUUCUCAUCAUCACUGGCACCGGCCGCACCUCCAGCGCCAGCGCCAGCGCCGGCUCCGGUUACAACGCCAGAUGAGAAGCCAGACGAAAUUAAGGUCAUGGUUGACUUGCUGGAUGAGAUCGUUAAUGGCCCAUCCAGCCCGGCCUCCCCAACACCCUCACUAGACCAUUCGCCAUUCUUCGUACCACGGGUAGGGAGGUCUAAUGUUCCGGCCACUCCUGGGUCUCCAUUCUCUCCAACACCAACACCACGCCGCUUUGGUACUGGCGUUGGCACUGACACUGGCGCUGCCCCUUCUUUCUCGAACCUUGGUCCAGCUGCCAACACAAGAUCGGCUGCGGCUGCUUACACGCAGGAUAUGGAAAUGGAUUGGACGCCUACUCAGUCACAGUACCGAGCCUUCCAAACCGUCGGCCAGCGGGAAAACCAAGGGUUUAACGAAGCCCCUACCGACGAAAACAAGGGACCCUUCUGGUACCGCGUACCACCAGCGCCAACGGCGCCCGCCCAGAGGCUGAACAACUACCUUACAAAACAACCACGCAUCAUCUCCUCGCGCAACACGGCACCUCGGCCAAGCUCAGGGAUACCAUCCUUCGGAAGCACUGCGCUCGUCAACACCCCGCAGAAACAGAUUCUUGGGAGGACCAACGGCAAUGAUUAUAUGACCAUGACCAUGAGGAGAGAUGCUGGGGAGGAUACGGGAAUUGAUCCAACCCCGGCACGAGUUGCCUUCGCGCCGCCUACGUUCUUUGUACCUCCGCCGCAGAACGAUCCCAGGAACUCGCUCUCCGAAAUGCUAGGCCGUAGCUUUAGCCUGAGUCAGGAGGAGGAGGAGCAGCGGGAGGCGGAGAGGGAGGAGGCUGAGAAGAAUAAGGGCUGGUUCGGUGGCGGGCUGCUUACGUUCAGGUCAACGACGCCUGCGAAGAAGAAGGACCAGUGA